AAUAGAUGCAUGCUGGUGUAGCGUGGAAAUAGUAAACACAAUUCGAUCAAAUCUGGAAUGACUUCACUGCGCUAGAGACAAGACAAGAUGAAUCGUGGGAACUUUGCGGGGAGAGCUGGUAACAACAGAGGUGGUCCCACUAACAGAGGAGCUGGUGGUCCCACUUUCAGAGGGGCUGGUGGUCCGACUUACAGAGGGGGUCCCUCUAACCGAGGACCUGGUGGUCCCACUAACAGAGGAGCUGGUGGUCCCACUUUCAGAGGGGGUCCCUCUAACCGAGGUGGUCCGACUUACAGAGGGGGUCCCACAAACCGAGGUGGUCCCAACAAGAGGAAAUGGGUCCCGGACACCAAGACAUUCGAGGGGAGCUUGAGUGAAGGUCAAGGGUUUGCUUUUAGGCUUAAGCAAAAAGUCCAACAUGAGUACAACAAACUUCUGACGAAGGAGAGGAGGAAAAAGCUUCAACCCAAAUCCCAGCUCAAGGAGGAAUACCCAGAGCAUCUCAGACAUCUGUACGAGGCCGAAAGCGCCAAGCUGAAAAACGAAGCUCUUACAAAUAGAUCCAAACGAUCUCUUGCCCGAAUCAGUGUUCAGUCAGAGACGCAAGACACAGACAGCCCUGUUGUGAAGGAGGCUGACCCCCAACAAGCAGCCGGCACUGAAUCCACCGCUGGGGGCGGAGCUGUUACCGACCAGGGAGACGGCACCGCGCUGAAGGCUGAAGCGCCGGCGCUGAAGGCUGAAGCUCCAGCGCUGAAGGCUGAAGCGCCAGCGGCCACAGAGGAACCAAAGGAGGACUCUCCGGAACCGGCCAAACCGCUGCCCAUUAUUCCCAUGAGCAACCGCAUGAAGAGGAAACUGACGAGGAAGUCCUCCUACCAGGUCGCACAAGAGGAGUUUCAGGAGGCCAAUGAAAAGAGAAAGAAGAAGAAUGAGGAGUUUCUGACGAACAAGCAGAAGAAAGAGACUGCCAUCCAGAAAUACAAGGACAAGAAGAAAGAGAUGUUUCAGGUUUUGAGCAAAAAGACCAAGAAAGGACAGCCCAACCUCAACCUGCAGAUGGAGUACCUGCUCCAGAAGAUCCAAGGACCUCAGAAGUGACCCCAGGACCGGAAGGAGGAUUUAAUUUCUGGACUGUCGUCCUCUCCUGUGUUCUAUAACAAUGUGUCGAUCAAUAGUUGAUUCUGUUCACAAUUCGAGUGAGCCGUCUGAGUUGCAUCUGAGAGGGGCAUUUAUGUUAUCCUCAUUGACCUGAAUAAAUGCAUUUGGGCGUUGGAUUCUAGGCAACAACACUUCGUCCAAAUGAUGGUGCAUUUUAAAUUGUCUACCACAAGAUGGCGUGUGACAACAGGGAGUCACGAGUGUCCGAGGAAACUUCAACAGUGAAGUGUCGGGUCAGUCCCCCCAAACCUGAAGUUCAAAAUCCUAUUUUCCGGAUUGCCCUGCUGUUUUUUUUUUAAUUAUUACUUCGGAGCUUGAAAUGUUUUUGAAAAAAAGAUGACUUGUAAUGACUAAUAAAUAUAUAUCAUCCUUUA
Gadus macrocephalus (Pacific cod) is the source of this 1535-nucleotide messenger RNA. It is a transcript of the gene ccdc59, whose product is annotated as coiled-coil domain containing 59. The transcript is spliced from 6 exons. Bases 88 to 1101 code for a protein of 337 amino acids. Gene Ontology annotation, cellular component: nucleus. The record is from RefSeq and is a predicted model, not a curated record. Lineage: Eukaryota; Metazoa; Chordata; Actinopteri; Gadiformes; Gadidae.